AUGAUCGAGGCUCAUAGGUCUAAAUUUGUUGUACAUCCUGGAAACACAAAGAUGUACCAAGACUUGAAAAGUCAAUACUGGUGGGAAGAAUGGAAGUGGGAUAAGAUCAUGAUGGACAUUGUGACAAGAUUACCAUUAACACCAUCAAAGCAUGACAUUGUUCAGGAGAUUGUCGAUCGUUUGACCAAAUCUGCUCAUUUCAUUCCAAUUAGGAAGGAUUAUAAGGUUUCUAGACUAGCUCAACUUUAUGUGGGUAAUAUACUUCAACUGCAUGGGUUGCCUCCCAGCAUUGUUUUUGAUAGAGAUCCUCGAAUUACAUCAAGUACCACUGAGAAGAUCAAAGACAUACAAGAGAGACUUAAGGUUGUUCAAAGUCGUCAGAAGAGUUAUGCCGAUCUCCACCGACGAGAAGUUGAGUUUGAAGUUGGUGACUAUGUCUUCUUGAAAGUUACUUCCAUGCAUGGUGUGAUGAGAAUUCGAGUGAAGGGUAAGCUAGCCCCGAGGUAUAUUGUACCUUUCGAGGUUAUCGAGAGGGUUGGGAAGGUCGCUUAUCGAUUGAACUUACCAGCGCGGUUGGGUUAUGUUCACAAUGUGUUCCAUGAGUCGAUGUUGAUGAAGUAUACUCCAGAUCCAUCGCACAUCAUUGAGUAUGAGGCUAUCCCUUUUCAAGAGAACGUGUCAUAUGAAGAACAAUCUAUCUGA
Messenger RNA from Humulus lupulus (European hop), 702 nucleotides. RefSeq lists its product as uncharacterized. NCBI's taxonomy places the organism in Eukaryota, Viridiplantae, Streptophyta, Magnoliopsida, Rosales, Cannabaceae. The transcript is spliced from 3 exons. Gene Ontology annotation, molecular function: nucleic acid binding. The record is from RefSeq and is a predicted model, not a curated record. Bases 1 to 702 code for a protein of 233 amino acids.